UGCGUGAAGGAGGAGAGAAGAAGAAAGGAGGAGGAGGAGGAGGAGGAGGAGUAGGAGUGGAGGAGUUUUCGCGCACUGUGACGGAACACAAAAAAAAGUCCCCAAGUGGAUUCAACUUUUUUCACCGCCGGUUUCAUAAUUCGGCACAACACCGGACUUUCCUUCUUCGCCUUCGGACUUUGGGAUUUAACCAGCGGCGGACUUUGGGAUUUAACCAGGGGCGGACUUUGGGACGAGACAAGGUUUCUAGUGUGGAGCUCGACAAGAUGAGAUGAUGGACCCUGCUGAUGUUUCCACCAUGUUUGGGUCCACUUCCACGGGAGAACCGCGCCGCUGGCUCCUCACGCUCGCCGCCUUCCUGUCCGUCGUGGGGCCGACGAAGGUGUGCGGCGCCGCAGAUUUGGCGUUCAUGGAGAAUCCGGCGGCCGUGGUGUCGUCUCUGGGUCGCCCAGUGAGGCUGCAGUGCAAGCUGAGGGCCGCGUGCGACGAUGAGGAGGAACGUCCCGACGUGGAGUGGCUGAAGGAUGGCGUUCCGCUUCGCACCGCCGAGACCGACCGACUGGAGUUGCCAAAUGGCCACCAGCAGUGGGUGGUGGCAAGCAUGCUCAGGAUCGACAACGUCCAGCUCGGGGACAUGGGCAGCUACCAGUGUGCUGCUCAGGCACAAGGCCAGAAGGUCUUGUCUAAGGAGGGAAGCAUCCUAUUGGAGGGUCUUCCUCACUUUUCCACUGAACCUCAGCACAUGUCCGUGGUGGCCAACGAACCGCUGAGUCUGAGUUGCGUGGCCCACGGCCCGCCAGAGCCCGUCAAAGUCAUCUGGCUGCAGGACGGCGCUCCUCUGAACACCCUGGAUGACCCGGUGGCCUUGUCUCCCUCCAUGCUCAACCUCACAGGUUUGAACCGGACCAGCACUUUCUCCUGCGAGGCCCAGAACAACAAGGGCGUGGCCGCCUCCGGAUCGGGCACCGUCACCGUGCUGCCGUCGCCGCCUUGCCACCUGAGGGCCGCUAACGUCACGCCGACCAGCCUCCUCUUGUCAUGGCGGCCUGGCUUCGGGGGCGACUACCCGGUGGUGCGCUGCUCCGUGCAGACCUCGUCCGGGGACGCAGACGAGAUCAUCCACAACCAGAACCUCAACAUCCCGCCGGCCGAGCUCCUCUUGGAGGAUUUGGAGCCGCACAGCGACUACGCCUUCAGGGUGUCGUGCCACAGCAGCCAGGGGCCGUCCGACUGGUCGCCCUGGGUCCAGGUGCACACGGCAGAAGGAGUCCCGGACAACCCUCCAGACAACGUGACGGCGCUGCUGAACGGGACCAUGCUCCAGCUGGUCUGGGAGAGACCGGCAGGAAAACUGAACGGGGACCUCCAGGGCUUCUUGGUGGUCUACAGCACGCCCAGCAUGCAGGAGGCGCUUGUGGUCGACGUGGGCCCUGACACGCAGCUGUCAAUCAACCUGUCCGUCCCGCUCAGCAACAUCACCUAUCAGCUGUGUGCCUACACGGGGGCGGGGGAGGGUCCCUGGAUGGCGCCGCAGACCCUGGCGCUCGUCUCUCCUGAGUUUCGAGGACUGUCUUCGCCACCAGCCUUCUCCUGGCACUGGUGGUACGUGGUGAUGGCCGCCACCGGCGCCGUGGCCCUGUCCGUGCUCAUGGGCGUCUACGUGGGCAAGCUGCGGAAAAAGCAGAUGCGCUUCGGUGAUGCCUUCCAGCCCAUCAUGGAGAGCGGGGAGCUGGUGGUCCGCUACCGAGCACGCCGCUCCUACAGCCGCAGGUCCACUGAGGCCACGCUGAACAGUUUGGGCAUCAGUGAUGAUCUGAAGCAGAAGCUGCAGGAUGUGAUGGUGGAUCGACACAAGCUGACUCUGGGAAAGACGCUGGGAGAAGGAGAGUUUGGCUCAGUGAUGGAAGGCCAGCUGACUCAGGAAGAUUGUGUCCUGCGUGUGGCCGUCAAGACCAUGAAGAUCGCCAUCUGCACGCGCUCAGAAAUGGAGGACUUCCUGCGAGAGGCCGUCUGCAUGAAGGACUUUGACCACGCCAACGUCAUGAGGCUGCUGGGUGUGUGUCUGCAGACGGUGGAGAGCGAGGGCUACCCUUCCCCCGUGGUCAUCCUGCCCUACAUGAAGCAUGGCGACCUGCACAGCUACCUUCUCUACUCACGCCUGGGAGACUGUCCUGUGUACCUUCCUGCCCAGAUGCUGGUCAAGUUCAUGGCCGACAUCGCCCGCGGCAUGGAGUACCUGAGCAGCAAGAACUUUAUCCACAGAGACCUCGCCGCACGCAACUGCAUGCUGAACGAGAACAUGAACGUGUGCGUGGCAGACUUCGGUCUGUCCAAGAAGAUCUACAACGGAGACUACUAUCGGCAGGGUCGCAUCUCCAAGAUGCCCGUCAAGUGGAUCGCCAUCGAGAGUUUGGCGGACAGAGUCUACACCAGCAAGAGUGAUGUGUGGUCCUUUGGUGUCACCAUGUGGGAGAUCGCCACCAGGGGGCAGACUCCCUAUCCCGGUGUGGAGAACAGUGAGAUCUACGACUAUUUACGGCAGGGCAAUCGUCUCAAGCAGCCUCCCGACUGUCUGGACAGCAUCUACGCUCUGAUGUUCUCCUGCUGGCUGUUGAGUCCAAAAGAUCGUCCGUCCUUCGAGGUUCUGCGAGGUGAGUUGGAGAAGACUUUGGAGGAGCUGCCAGACUCCCAGGACCCUGAGGAGAUCCUCUACGUCAACAUGGACGACUCCUGCGCGGAGGUGGAGGCGGAAGCGGGGGCGGCGGGAGGCUCCUCCCCCUUGUGCCUGAAGGGUCUGGAGAGCACGGCGGUGGAGGUGCAUCGCCCCAACCGCUACGUCUUGUGUCCCCAGCACGCCUCCCUGGAGAGUCUGGACACGCCCACUUCCUCCCUGCCACUCAGACACCACAGCUCAGAGCUGCUGGAGGACUCGCAAAAAGUUCCCUGGCAGUGAUCCCGUUGUCACGGCAACCACAGCUGAAGAACUUUUUCUCCAAGCAGCAAACCACCGCAGGUUCGAUUCCUCGCAGCAGAAGCACAGCAACUUUUUGAUACGCUCAUUUUUCUACUUUUUGCACUUUUUAUACGAAACUUUGUUCCCGCUUUGGUUCCACAUGGAGGAGAUGUAAGUGGGUGUGACGGUGCGACAUCAUUGCUUGCUAAAACUCUUUUCAGGCUUUUUAAAUACAGCGUGACAAAAAUGCUUCCCUCCAAGAAAUGUUGGAAGUGGAAAACUAAUCGGUUCGUGGCUGCAAGACGAUUCGCCCUCACUGCAACUACGUAUCAUACUAUAAAAUAAGGGACAAAUCUAUUUUAAGUCAAAUUACAUCUAUUUUAAUUGACAAUACAUCUAAUUAAAGUUAAAUUACAUCUAUUAUAAGUGGUGUUAAGUGACAUUACAUCUAUUUUAAGUCAAAUUACAUCCAUUUUAAGUGACAUUACAUCUAUUUUAAGUCAAAUUACAUCUAUUUAAAGUGACAUUACAUCUAUUUCAAGUCAAAUUACAUCCUUUUCAAGUGACAUUACAUCUAUUUUAAGUCAAAUUACAUCUAUUAUAAGUGGCAUUGAGUGACAUUACAUCUAUUUCUAAGUGACAUUACAUUUAUUUUAAGUAGCAUUACAUUUUAAGGGACAUUACGUCUGUUUUAAGUGGCAUUAAGUAACAUUACAUUUGUUUUAAGUCACAUUACAUCUAGUUCAAGUCCAAUUACAUCUGUUUUAAGUCAAAUUACAUCUAUUUUGAUUGACAUUACAUCUGUUUUAAGUGACAUUACAACUAAUUAAAGUCAAAUUACAUCUAUUUUAAAUGACAUUACAUUUAUUUUAAGUCAAAUUACAUCUAUUUAAGGUGACAUUACAUCUAUUUUAAGUCAAAUUACAUAUAUUUUAAGUGACAAUACAUCUAUUUUAAGUCAAAUUAUAUCUAUUAUAAGUGGCAAAGUAACAUUACAUCUAUUUCGAAGUGACAUUACAUCUAGUUCAAGUCAAAUUACAUCUCUUUUAAGUGACAUCACAUCUAUUUCAAAUCAAAUGACAUCUAUUAUAAGUGGCAUUAAGUGACAUUACAUCUAAUUCAAGUCAAAUUACAUCUAUUUUAAGUAGCAUUACAUAUUAAUGAACAUUACAUCUAUUUUAAGUGACAUUACAUCUUAUUAUAUUUGGUCAGUUUCUUAUUGGUUGAAGUGAGGCUCGGUCGUGUGCUUAAUAGCAGACAAAUAUUUUAAAAACAUUAUUUUACCCGCUAUGUAGUGACACAGCAAUAUUUACAACACAACGACUGUGUACUCAGGCUUACAUUUUGGUACUUAACACAUGUUAGCAUGCUAUCAUUAACAUGCAAAUGGUUAACUUUUUUUGGUGCUAAUUUUAAAGUUUCAGAGUUAUAUACUUUGGUACUUGACACAUGCUAAUGUUUACAUGCUAACUAUUUUUGAUUAUUUUGCAAGCAUACACCUUGUCACGCCAAAUUUCUUCCCCCCUACAAAAACCUUCCCCCCGGAAGAAAUUUGGCGUGACAGCCCCUCUAAUGCUUGAAGGACCCCAAUGAGGGUGGAAGGACCUUAAAGCAGCCCACACAGCUGCCUGUUUUAAAAGCAUUAUAAUUGGCUGAUUGUCAUUGGUGUGAAAUAACGGUGAGGUAAAAAUUUUAGCAUUCCAGCAUGCUAACCUUUCAAGCUAUUUUUGCUUCGCUAAUUUUGCAGCUGUAACUCUUAAGAGUCAUAUAACGUGGUAUUGUCACGCCCUCAUUGGGGUUUCUUCAGGCAUUAGAAGGGCUGUCACUGCAAAUUUCUUUUGGGGGGAAGGUUUUUGUAGGGAGGAAGAAAUUUGGCGUGACAGCCUCAAAGUCAUAUACUUAGCAUGCUAACAUUAGCAUUGGUGAAGUACUUUGGUACUUCACCAAUGCUAAUGUUAGCAUGCUAGCUUUUUUUUUAAAGUCAUUUUACAGGUAUACAUUGUACUUGACACAUGUUAAUUAGCACAAAAAACCUAGCAUACUAACAUUAGCAUGCCAACGUUUUUGAUGACUCUACAGGCAUACUCGUACUUUAAUACUUCACACAUUAUUGUUAGCAUGCUAGCUUUUCUUUAAAGCUCAUUUUACAAUUAUACAUUUGUGUUCUUGACACAUGCUAACUUUACCAUCCUAGCUUUUUUUUGGGUUAAUUUUACAGGUCUACAUUUCAGUCAUAUAUUUUGGUACUUCACACAUACUAAUGUUAGCACGCUAGCUUUUUUUUUGUGCUAAUUUUACCAGCAUACACCUCAGUCAAAUACUUUGGCUCUCGACGCAAGCUUAGCCCUUUUAGUAGCUUUUAGUCAUGUAUUUUGGUAUUUGACACAUUUUAACUAUUAACAUGCUGAAGUUUUUCGCAAUGAAGCUUGUAGCUGAACAACGCUUUGGUCGUGUUUCGCUGCGACUAACAACGGAAGGAUUUCAAACUCUGACCUCUCCUUGGAAUCUGGCGGCCAAGGUCUAGGACAGUGGUUCUUAACCUUGUUGGAGGUAUCGAACCCCACCAGUUUCAUAAGCACAUUCACCGAACUCUUCUUUAGUGAAAAAUAAAAUGUGUUUUUUUUCCAAUUCAAGUCAAAGUUAGAUGUUUUUGGUAACACUUUAGUAUGGGGAACAUAUUCUAAGUAACAAAGACUUGAGUUGGAGUUUUUUGGACACAAGGGGAACAUAUUCGCAGUAACAAAGACUUAAUUUUGAGUUAUUUGGUUAGGGUUAGAGCAGGGGUGUCAGACUCAAAUACAGAGUGGGCCCAAAUUUAAAAGUAAACAAAGCCGCGGGCCAAGGUUGAACAAAUGAACCCUUUAAUAGGGGUCCAAACAAGUUUUGCAUUGAAUAUUGAACAAGCAAGGCUUAUAUAACUUUAUAGUGACAUGCAAAAUCCAGUUUCAAAUAAUAAUAAUUCGAAAAUAUCAAUAGCAUAUCAAAUUAAAUAAAUACACAAAUUUAAUGCCUUUUUUCGGCGGCGGGUUUGGUGGUAGCAGGGGUGUAUAUUGUAGCGUCCCGGAAGAGUUAGUGAUGCAAGGGGUUCUGGGUAUUUGUCCGAUUGUGUUUAUGUUGUGUUACGGUGCGGAUGUUCUCCCAAAAUGUGUAUGUCAUUCUUGUUUGCUGUGGGUUCACAGUGUGGCGCAUAUUUGUAACAAUAUUAUUGUCCAGGUGGAAAUCGGGAGGGGCACUGAACUUCGGGAGUCUUCCGGGAAAAUUGGGAGGGUUGACGAGUAUGAGUAUUAGCGGUGAAUGUGGUGUUACAGCGGCACCGACGCUGUAUAACAGCGGCGGGCCAGCUCUAAUGCUAAAUUGAUAUUGCCUCAAGGGCCAAAUGAAAUUACACGAGAGUUUUACACCCAUGGGUUGGAUCAGGGGUAGGGAACCUAUUGCUCUAGAGCCAAAUGUGGCUCUUUUGAUGACUGCAUCUGGCUCUCGGAUAAAUCUUAGCUGACAUUGCUUAACACGAUAAGUAAUGAAUAAUUCCGCUGGUAAUCACAGUGUUGAAAAUAAUGUUCAAAUUAUAAAACAUUCUCAUGCAUUUUAAUCCAACCAUUUGUUUUCUGUCGCACCUGUUCAAGAUGUUGCAUUAAUAGCCAGAAGUAUUAUAUUUAUUAUUGGUUAACUUUAGAUUUUAGAAUAACAAUGUUAUUAAAAAGAAUAAGAGACUUAUUAUACUCUAAAAAUGUUGGUUUUGCUUAAAAAUGCACGCAUUUAGUUGUAUUCAGUGUUAAAAAAUAUGAUAUGGCUCUCACGGAAAUACAUUUUGAAAUAUUUGGCUUUCAUGGCUCUCUCAGCCAAAAAAGGUUCCCGACCCCUGGUUUAGAGGGUUAGGGUUAUAAUGAGGCCAUGUCGAAUAAGGCAUUAAUAAGUACGUAAUAAUGACUAGUUAAGAGCCAAUAUGUUACUUAUGUGCAUGUUAAUAAGCAACUAAUUAAUAGUGAAUAUGUUCCCCAUACUAAAGUGUUACCAUGUUUUUGUACUGGUGCACAAAAAGAACCGUGCAUGAACAUCACCUUGUUCAAACAACAAAACCAACACAGUGCAUAAACUCACAACAAAUGACACACCUGCAAAUCAGUGUGACUUCUGCUGUUGCCGUAUCCGUAAUACGCCGAUAGGGAGAAGUUUUUUGUUACACGAUGAGUCUGGUGUGUCUUGACCUCCGCCGAACCCUUGAGCCCGACUCACCGAACCCUUAGGGUUCGAUCGAACCCAGGUUAAGAACCACUGUUCUAGGAGGAGUCGUCGUACUGUCACACCCCGAGUUGGAGAGCUUCCUGCUCCUUGGAAAAGAAGACAGGAAGUUGUCAACAAGGCACUUAUUGACUGUAAAUAUUGUGGUCUGGUGAGAAGAAGUGAGCUUCAUGUUGAAUGUGGACUGAAGUGCCUUCGCCUUUAUUGUGUCACUUCUUAUAAACUUGGCCUUUUCUACAAA
This is a messenger RNA of Nerophis ophidion (straightnose pipefish), 7433 nucleotides long. RefSeq names its product tyrosine-protein kinase receptor UFO. Gene Ontology annotation, cellular component: signaling receptor complex. The record is from RefSeq and is a predicted model, not a curated record. NCBI's taxonomy places the organism in Eukaryota, Metazoa, Chordata, Actinopteri, Syngnathiformes, Syngnathidae. Gene Ontology annotation, molecular function: transmembrane receptor protein tyrosine kinase activity; ATP binding; protein binding. The transcript has 20 exons. The coding region runs from base 272 to 2953 and encodes 893 amino acids. Gene Ontology annotation, biological process: natural killer cell differentiation; phagocytosis; cell migration.